AUGGUCGGCGGCGGUGGUGGUGGUACGACAGGUGCUAAUGUCUUGCUUAAGGAUUGGGAUCUGUGGGGUCCGCUGCUCCUGUGCUUGUCAGCUCUGGUCUUUGCGCUUGUCUUUGCUCUGGUUUGGGUUGGUGCUCUGGUGGUCACGCUCAAUGCGCAACUGCUGGGGGGAGAGCUCUCAGUUCUGCAGUCGGUGUGUGUACUUGGAUAUUGUAUCUUCCCCAUGCUCAUUGCUGCUCUCCUCACCUCGAUCUGGUCUCAUCUUGCCUGGCGCAUCGGCAUUGUCCUCGCCUGCUGGUUCUGGGCCACCUUUGCCUCACGCGCCUUUCUUGUCGACUCGGUUCCCUCGAACAAGCGUCUUCUCGCCAUCUACCCCAUCGCCCUCUUCUACCUCACCAUUGGCUGGAUGGUGCUUGUCCAGUAG
Messenger RNA from Thecamonas trahens ATCC 50062, 423 nucleotides. Its product is annotated as YIPF6 protein. Gene Ontology annotation, biological process: endoplasmic reticulum to Golgi vesicle-mediated transport. The record is from RefSeq and is a predicted model, not a curated record. Bases 1 to 423 code for a protein of 140 amino acids. NCBI's taxonomy places the organism in Eukaryota, Apusomonadida, Apusomonadidae. The transcript is spliced from 2 exons. Gene Ontology annotation, cellular component: trans-Golgi network; membrane.